AUGGCUCCAAUUGUUAAACGCAUGAGAUAUGAAGCUUGUUUUAAGCUGAAAGUGAUAGCAUAUGCCCAGUCACACAACAAUUGUGCUGCUUCAAGAGAAUACGGUGUAACUGAGAAGAUGGUGCGGGAUUGGAGAUCAAAGGAACACUUACUACGAAGUAUGCCCAGGAAUAAAUGUGCAAUGAGAAGAGGCACUGCACACUGGCCGAUUCUAGAGAAGCACGCAGUAGACAUGGUCCAUGAGCAACCGGCUCCGUACGAAAACCUACCGCCGAUACCCCUUUCGCCAAUUGAGGACGACCCCGUGUGUGAUUAUUACCGCCGGGAGGUACGUGUAUCGGACGUGACUUUACCCGAAGAGACAUCCGGUCCGCGGAAAUGCGUCCGCAUCCGUGCCGACGACCGAGAUGGCAUUUGCGACUUUCCUACACUUCCAUCUCCCGAGAGUCGCGUGGGAGGGAAAUCGAAGCGGCUUCCGCUAGCUCCGCGGCCACGCGGACGAAGCUUCGCCGUUACUACGCCACCCGACGCCUCAUAUAAGAAGCGGGUGUUGGGUGGUGUGUUUGAUGGCUUGUCUGUGGUGGUGGUGUCUAUGUGGACACAACAGUGUUACAUGUUGUACACUUCAACUCAAAAACCAGCCUGGGGUGAAGUGUUAAAUGCGGUGAAUGCUGUUGGUAUAGUCACCCGCAAUGUUACUCAAAUUCGACGGAAGUUUUCUGAUGAUCUUCGUGUUAGCGUUAAGAAAAAAGCAGCACAAGAUAAGAAAUAUGCUGGUGGAACAGGUGGCGGCCCCCAAAUUGAAAUUACAUACACUGCAAUUGAAGAAGCAAUUCUUCAACUAUUAGAUCCAGCCUCUAUACAUGGGAUUCCAGGGGAUGUUGAAAGUGAAGAACCUAUUAAUGAAGAAGAAAGAGAACCAACCCCCGGACCCUCAGGAGCUAGGUUUACGGCUAGUUGUUUCCGAGAGGAAUUUAUGUUUCGGCCCGUUCAAGAGAAAGAUGAUUCUAUAACCCUCAUUCUGAAUGAGGAUAUACAGGAACAUGAUAUCACAGUACCCAUUGUGCAUUUAGAACCUGAAACUUCAGCACCUACAAACAUUCCUGGAUUUUCAUCAUCCGGAACAUAUGAGGUAGAAACAUGUAGUUCAAGCAAUACUCGUCAACCUAUUGCUGCUACCACGGAACAGCGAAGUAGGUCUAGUACCCCUUCUGCCACAGCUGUUAGGUCAACUGUAACUGGUGAUUACACUGAUGAACUGGGUUCAUCUCCAAUGCCAAGUACGAUCAGAAGUGGCAGGAGGCCACGAACCUCUUCUGCCUGAAAAGAUGAAGAUCAUCUUCCAGAGAUGCUUCGUGUUCAAACACAAAUGAGGGACAGUUUUUUACAGCUUGUAGCUAACACCGAGUGCAUAACUUUUGCAAUGCUAUGCAUUGCAAAAGUUAUGCAGUCGAAAAAUCCUAUCCUAUGAUGCUGUGUUUAUGGUAUGUGUAUAUGUAGUUGCUUACUUAGGUAAGUCCUUUACUUUUGGUAAAUGUGUUAAUAGCGUAGUUGAACAGUCAUCAAACACUUAUUAUAAAUUUCCCUUUGAGUGAUUGUUAUGAAGGAAGACGGCAUGUUCAAAAAUUGUGUAACUUUCACUUGCAGCCUAUACUAGUCAUGAAAAUGUAACGAAUAUUUAUCUCUCCAUAAGUUCAUUAAAAUCACGAAGUUAAGUGAAAGACACACAUUUGUUAACUCAUAACAUGUGUUGCAGUGGUACUACGGGUAAUGUUUACCCAGGUUUUGGGUAAAAGUUCCUACCACAUUCAAAAUUAUGUGUUUGAAAACAGGCUCAUGUACUUAUUUUUAUUUUUUAAAGGUUCCUUUAUUUUGUAAGACGUAGUCAAUUUCCAGUUCAACGUGUUUUAUUUAUUAGUUUGCGAAGUACGAUUCAAGUAGGUUGAAACAGAAAUAAUGGUGCAAAUUCACCAACAGCCUACUGUAAUCGCUGCUAUUUAACACACAUUAGUCUCCAAAGCGCAAGUUGUUGCAUUGGUUCUUUCAUAAGGAUGUGCUGUCUCAUGUUACAUUUUAUAGCUUAACAAGCAAAGAGUAUUCUAUUUUUUCUUUAUUACUUAUAGUAGUACAGUAUUGGGUUACAAGUUUCUUUUAAUUUACGGGUAUUGAUGCAGGUAAUUCUAGACAUGAAAAUUAUACUGUAUUCCAUUCUUAAAUCUAAAAAAUUGCAACAAAUAACAGUAGUUGUAUUAUUUUUUCACAACGAUGUGGUGACCCAUGUCAAUUUGUGUAGUUUAAGAUGCAAACAGUAGCAAUAUUUUUUUAUUGUUUCAAUUUCUCAAAAAUGUUUUAUAUAAGGAUUUUUUGUUUCACAAACUUUAGUGCCUUUGGUAUUUAGUAGUAUUAAAAGUAUACUGUAUUGGAAUCAAAUUUGCUCAAGGAUAUAGUACAUAUAUUAUUAAGGUAAAAGAAAGCCAUUUAAUUUCUAUAAAGAAGUUCAUUUUAGUAUGUCCAGUACUGUAUAUUGAAAAUAAAAGUUUAAUCAAUG
Molecule: messenger RNA, 2547 nt
Organism: Homarus americanus (American lobster)
Lineage: Eukaryota; Metazoa; Arthropoda; Malacostraca; Decapoda; Nephropidae
Exons: 6
Coding region: 1-1323 (440 amino acids)
Cellular component (GO): nucleus
Source: RefSeq, a predicted model, not a curated record